Penicillium digitatum Pd1 is the source of this 633-nucleotide messenger RNA. The record is from RefSeq and is a predicted model, not a curated record. Lineage: Eukaryota; Fungi; Ascomycota; Eurotiomycetes; Eurotiales; Aspergillaceae.
AUGGGCGACCAACCAAAAUAUGUGCAAGACUUCCAGUCCAGCGCCCUCCUGUCUGCAGCCAAAGUCGGAGCCCUCAGCGGAACUGCUGGCCUGAUCUAUGGAGGAGCCGCCGGAGUUAUCCGAUCUCCCAAUCCCAUGAUUCAUUCAUUGUCAUGUGGCAUCCACUGGUUUGCAUGCGGCUCAGCCUUUUGGUGGCUACGGAGUAACAUCAUUAAACAUCAUUACCAAGAUAAAGCCUCCCUGAAGGAGCGCAUCUACACGAGUGCUCUAUGCGGUGGCAUUGCCGGCGGAAGUGUGACGAAGUUGAUGGGUAUUGUAUCCCGCACCCAAAGCACGGAUGGAGGCCGGCUGGUUCCGGGGGCUAUCAUUUUCUCAAUACUCGGCUACUGUGGCCAGAGCGUCUUCAACCGAGUGGACGCGUGGCAACUGGAAAAUGCCCAUAAGACAUCGAAACCUCUGAUGCAGCGAAUGGCUGAAUCUAAAUGGAUCCCACUCCGUUCACUCUCCGAUCAAGAAUACAGGGAUAUGUUGAGUGAAAAGCUGCUGAGUAUCGAUGCUGAAAUUGCCCUUCUUGACGACAAGAUUGAGGAACUUGAGAAGUCUCGACCAGUCCCUGCUUCAAGCUUAAACUAA